AUGUGGAAACUUCUUUUUAUUCUAGCACUGGUGCUUUCGAAUGUUGUGGCAGAUGAGAAUGACACUGAAGGGACUACAACAGUAGAUGUUACUGUUACUCCAACUGUAACUAUGACUGCUACAAGGGGAUAUAUUGCUGAUGUUUAUCAAACCGUUUAUGUUUAUACUGACUCGCAAGGAAGUUUCACUACUUCAACAACAAUUGGAACUAGCUCUGUUUUUGAUUAUAUUCCUGAAACUUCUAGUAUUGGUAGCACUACUUUAACUACUGCCGAUUCCACAAUCACAUCUGGUACAAGUUCAACCACGGUUGAGGCUAGUCAACCAACCGAAACUACUUCCGAUGCAGCUAGUACCACUUCUGAAGAAAUUAGCUCCACUACAUCUCAGAUUUCAUCGGCUACUCUGGAUGAAUUCAUUGCAUCAUCUUCUGCUGUUUCUGUAUCAAGUAGUAGCUCUACUGCUUCCAGUUCUAAGGCAAGUGGCUCUGGGUUAUCUAGCUCAUUCUCCCCAUUUCCAACUAAAGUACCAGUGUUCGGUACUACACAACCAACUGGCUCCUACUAUUCGACGGGCACAUCCUCGACUACCACUGUAGUGGAUGGAACCUCUGCAGUAGUAGAAUACACAGUAUUAUAUACUAACGUGUGUGAAGCUUAA
Molecule: messenger RNA, 660 nt
Organism: [Candida] anglica
Lineage: Eukaryota; Fungi; Ascomycota; Pichiomycetes; Serinales; Debaryomycetaceae
Source: the annotation of a GenBank genome assembly